CUAAAUUUUCGGGAGUUGUAAAUAUAAAUUGAUAGAGACCUACGCACUGUGAAAUGGCCGCCACUGUAGUCAAUUGGACUUCUCUCCUUUCUUCCGCGACUGUUACAGCUUCUUCUUCCUCUGUUUUCACGAAAUUGCGAUCGACCCCGUUUCUUCGUCUCUCGUUUACACUCUCACCCUUGUGUUCUCGCACUAGGACGCAGCGCAUGGCUCAGUCUCUCUCUCGCUCCACUCUUGGCCUCACUCAUCCUGCUCCAAUCCAACCCCCCAAGAUCUCGUUUGCUGCAAAAGAGAUCGAUUUGGUGGAAUGGAAAGGGGAUAUACUUGCAAUUGGGGUUACAGAGAAAGACAUGGCUAAAGAUGAGAACUUGAAAUUCCAAAACCCGAUCCUGAAGAAACUUGAUUCUCAUUUGGGCGGUUUAUUGGCCGAAGCUUCUUCAGAGGAAGAUUUCUCUGGGAAAGCUGGACAGUCAACAGUUCUUAGGCUUCCUGGUCUUGGGUCGAAGAGGGUUGGGUUAAUUGGGCUUGGACAGUGUACUUCAGCUAUCGCUGCAUAUCGGAGUCUUGGUGAGGCUGUUGCUGGGGCAGCGAAGACUUCACAGGCGAGUAAUGUGGCCAUUUCACUUGCCUCUUCCGAGGGUCUCUCUGGUGACUCAAAACUCACUACUGCUUCGGCAAUAGCAUGUGGAACUGUGCUGGGGAUUCAUGAAGAUAGCAGGUUUAAGUCAGAGUCAAAGAAGCCAGCGCUGAAAUCUGUGGAUAUUCUUGGUCUUGGAACUGGACCUGAGCUAGAGAAGAGACUUAAGUAUGCAGAAGAUGUUUGCUCGGGGAUAAUUUUUGGGAGAGAGUUGGUUAAUGCACCUGCCAAUGUGCUCACCCCUGGUGUCCUAGCAGAAGAAGCUUCAAAAAUUGCCUCCAUGUACAACGAUGUUCUUUCUGUGACAAUUUUGGAUGCAGAGCAGUGCAAAGAAUUGAAAAUGGGUUCAUACCUUGGUGUAGCUGCUGCUUCAGCAAAUCCUCCACAUUUCAUCCAUUUGUGUUACAAACCACCGAGUGGUCCUGCUAAAACCAAGUUGGCUUUGGUGGGGAAAGGAUUGACUUUUGACAGUGGUGGCUACAACAUCAAGACUGGACCUGGCUGUUCAAUUGAGCUCAUGAAAUUUGACAUGGGAGGUUCAGCAGCAGUUUUGGGUGCUGCAAAAGCUCUUGGUCAAAUAAAACCACCAGGAGUAGAGGUUCAUUUCAUUGUUGCAGCUUGUGAGAAUAUGAUAAGCGGAACUGGUAUGAGGCCAGGAGACAUUGUCACAGCCUCUAAUGGAAAGACAAUUGAGGUCAACAACACUGAUGCAGAGGGAAGACUUACACUGGCAGAUGCUUUGGUAUAUGCCUGUAACCAAGGCGUAGAGAAGAUAGUUGACCUAGCAACAUUAACUGGGGCCUGCGUAGUUGCUCUUGGACCGUCAAUUGCAGGUAUCUUUACACCUAGUGAUGACCUUGCAAAGGAGGUACUUGCAGCUUCAGAGAUCAGUGGGGAAAAACUUUGGAGGAUGCCAUUGGAGGAAAGCUAUUGGGAAUCCAUGAAAUCAGGAGUAGCUGAUAUGGUCAAUACUGGUGGUCGUCCAGGUGGUGCCAUCACUGCAGCUCUUUUCUUGAAACAGUUCGUUGACGAGAAGGUUCAAUGGAUGCACAUUGACAUGGCUGGCCCUGUUUGGAAUGAUAAGAAGAAAACUGGAACAGGAUUCGGCAUUUCAACUCUGGUGGAAUGGGUUCUGAAAAACUCUUCUUGAUCUCGGUUUAGAGUUCACUGUUCUAGGGGAAACAGCUCCAACAGAUAGUAGCCAUGAAAAGAGAAGAAUUUGUUUCUGAAGGGAGAGCUCAGAGGAAUGAAAAUCAUCAUCAGUUUAGGCAUUGCAUUGGGAAUGUGGAAGCUUGCUUCAGUAAAUUAGAACCAUUUCUUCUCUUUUCCAAUAAAUAAAAAGCACAAAAACAAUUGUCUCUUCAUGCAAAAGGGCCUCUAUUGUCUGAAAUCUGGAUCAUAAAUAUAAUUACUCAAUGGUUUCUGGGUGUUUAGCCGGUAA
Messenger RNA from Rhododendron vialii, 2078 nucleotides. RefSeq names its product leucine aminopeptidase 1-like. The transcript is spliced from 10 exons. The record is from RefSeq and is a predicted model, not a curated record. Gene Ontology annotation, cellular component: cytoplasm. Gene Ontology annotation, biological process: proteolysis. Gene Ontology annotation, molecular function: metalloaminopeptidase activity; manganese ion binding. Bases 54 to 1787 code for a protein of 577 amino acids. Lineage: Eukaryota; Viridiplantae; Streptophyta; Magnoliopsida; Ericales; Ericaceae.